This is a messenger RNA of Drosophila albomicans, 5349 nucleotides long. It is a transcript of the gene Delta, whose product is annotated as neurogenic locus protein delta. Gene Ontology annotation, molecular function: calcium ion binding. The record is from RefSeq and is a predicted model, not a curated record. Gene Ontology annotation, cellular component: plasma membrane; protein-containing complex. The coding region runs from base 813 to 3413 and encodes 866 amino acids. Lineage: Eukaryota; Metazoa; Arthropoda; Insecta; Diptera; Drosophilidae. The transcript has 6 exons. Gene Ontology annotation, biological process: establishment or maintenance of epithelial cell apical/basal polarity; multicellular organism development; cell communication.
UGGAUUGUUGCGCUGUGCGGUUCGUUGCGGCCAAAUACGCUCAGUGGCUCAUAUCGCUCUUACGUCGUGCUCACAUCGCAGCGUUCAUCGUUUAUCGGUCGUGUGUCGCGCGUCGCUUUCAAAAAACAAAAAAUAUAUUUUUGUAGCACACCACGAAAUUGCAAUUUUUGAAAGUGCAACUUAAAUUUCCAAAUAAAUAAUAAAUUUCAAGAGUGAAGAAGUUUUAACGAAACACAAUUAUUGCAUGUGUUUAUGUCUGUGCAUGUGUCUAUUUUUCUAUAUGGCGCUACAUUGAGAGUGCGUUUUUUAUAUAGAAAUCAUCAAAUUUACUAGCGGCAUUUUUUGUGUCCCCCUUUCCACCCUCCACCCCUUUCACGUGUGUGUGCGAGAGUGCGUGAAAGAGAAAAAGGCCGCAAAUCGCCAAAAAAAAAGAAAAAUUAUUUCGUCUUGCAAUAAAAAACAAAACGAAAAAAAUGUGGCGCGUGCACGUGUAAAAUAAAAUAGCAAAAAAGAAACACACACAUAAAAAACAACAACAAAAUGCACGCAAAAAUAGCAACAACAAAAAGCAUGUGCCGCAGUUAGCUGCAAAUAAGAUAAAAAUAUAUGAAAAAAGAAUUGCCAAAAAUACAAUACAAUAAAAUACGCAAAGUAAACUAUAAUAUUUUGAUGUUGUAAUUGUGUUUGUGCGUGUGUAGCAGCAACAACAGCAACAACAACAUUGCCGCCUCACAAGGAUUAUUACACUAAAAACACACAACCAACAACUUCAACUUACUUCAAUAACAGCAACAACAACUAAACCAAUAAACAUGCAUUGGAUUAAAUGUUUAUUAACCGCAUUCAUUUGCUCCACAGUCAUUGUGCAGGUUCACAGUACCGGCAAUUUCGAAGUGCGCCUCAAAUACUUCGGCAAUGAGCAUGGACGCGACAGCGAGGGACAUUGCUGUAGCGGGGAAACGGAUGCGACGACAGGCAAGUGCAUUGGCACAUGCAAGACGCGGUUUCGCGUCUGUCUGAAGCAGUAUCAGGCGACCAUCGAUACGACAUCGCAAUGCACGUACGGUGAUGUUGUGACGCCGAUACUUGGCGAGAACUCAUUCAAUCUAUCGGAUGCGCAAAGCUUACAGAACAAAGGCUUUUCCAAUCCCAUACAAUUUGCCUUCAACUUUGCCUGGCCGGGCACUUUUACGUUGAUCGUCGAAGCUUGGCACGAUACGAACAACAGCGCGAAUUCGCGUUCAAACAAUCUGCUCAUCCAACGACUGUCCGUGCAACAAGUUCUCGAUGUCUCAUCCGAGUGGAAGACCAACAAGUCCGAGUCCGCAUACACAUGGCUUGAAUACGGCUUUCGUGUCACCUGCGAUCCGCACUAUUAUGGCUCCGGCUGUGCCAAUCUCUGCCGGCCACGCGAUGAUCAAUUCGGUCACUACACAUGCUCCGAGACUGGCGAAAUUAUCUGCCUAACGGGCUGGCAAGGCAAAUACUGUGAAAAACCCAAAUGCGCCAAAGGUUGUGUCCAUGGUCAAUGCGAUAAGCCCAAUCAAUGCAACUGUCAGAAUGGAUGGCGUGGACCACUGUGCGACGAGUGCGCACCUUAUCCCAACUGUGUGCACGGCACCUGUGAGAAGCCCUGGCAAUGCAUUUGCAAGGAGGGCUGGGGUGGUUUCUUUUGCAACCUGGAUCUCAACUAUUGCACCAACCAUCGUCCCUGCUUGAAUGGCGGCACCUGCUUCAACACCGGACCCGCUCUCUACACCUGCCAAUGUGCGCCCGGCUUCAGUGGCAACGACUGCCAGACAGAGAUCAGUUCCUGCGAUGCCGAUGUGAAUCCCUGCCAGAAUAACGGCACCUGCGUUAACGAAAACACAGAACGUGGCUACAAGUGUCUCUGUCCCAUGGGCUGGAACGGUCGCCUCUGCGAGGAGAAGCUCUUGACUUGCGCAGAUAAGCCUUGUCAUCAGGGCAGAUGUCGGGAUACGAAUACGAGCAACAGCAAGCAGGGAUUUCAGUGUGAUUGCCCCACGGGAUACAGCGGCACAACCUGUGAACUGCAUCUGGACAACUGCAGUCCCAAUCCCUGCCAGAAUGGCGGAACCUGUCAGCCCAAUGGCAAGUGCAUCUGUCGCGAGGGCUUCACGGGCGCCAAGUGCGAGCAGAACAUCGAUGACUGUGUGGACAACAAGUGCCAGAAUGGCGGUACCUGCAUUGAUAUGGUCAACCAAUAUCGCUGCCAAUGUGCACCCGGAUUCCAUGGACCACGCUGCAGCCGACGUGUCGAUCUUUGCCUGACAAUUCCCUGCGCCAAUGGCGGCAACUGCACCAAUCUGAACAACGACUAUCAGUGUGAUUGUCGUCCCGGUUUCACGGGUCGCGACUGCUCCAUCGAUGUGGACGAGUGCCUGAGUCAUCCUUGCCACAAUGGCGGCACCUGCAUGAAUCGUGUCAACAGCUUCAAGUGUCUCUGCGCUAACGGCUAUCGCGGAACGCAAUGCGAUGAGGAAUCCUACGACUCGGUAACGUAUGGAGCACAUCAGUAUGAUGCCACCACACAGGCACGUGCCGAUGGUCUGACCAAUGCCCAAGUGGUGCUGAUUGCCAUCUUCUCUGUGGCCAUGCCGUUGGUGGCUGUGAUUGCCGCCUGCGUUGUGUUCUGCAUGAAGCGCAAGCGGAAGCGUGCCCAGGAGAAGGACGAUGCCGAGGCCCGCAAACAGAACGAACAGAAUGCGGUGGCCACACUGCAUCACAAUGGCAGCGGUGUCGUCGGCGUUGGCGUCGGAGUUGGUGGACUCCCGGCUGGAGCUUUGGGGGUGAAACGCGGCAGCAGCGGUGGCUUGACCUUCGACAACAGCAACCCGAACAUCAUCAAGAACACGUGGGACAAGUCGGUGAAUAAUAUUUGUGCCUCGGCUGCUGCUGCAGCUGCUGCCGCCGCUGCGGCGGACGAGUGUCGCAUGUACUCGGGCGCCUUGGCCAAUUAUGCGGCUGCCGCUGAUAACAAUGCCAACUCGGAGUUCUGCGGCGUUGGCCAAAUUGCGCCGCUGCAGCGCGCCAAAUCGCAGAAGCAACUCAACACCGAUCCCACGCUCAUGCAUCGUGCCUCGCAGCUGCUCUCCGCUGGCACUGCAAGCGGCGUUGCCUCCGCUUCGGCAGCGGCAGCAGCGUCAACGACGUCACCAACCAAAGACUACAGCUCAGCAGCGGGCGGCGCAACGGGAGCGGGCAGCGAGGGCAAGGGUAAGCGGAUCUCAGUGCUCGGCGAGGGCUCCUAUUGCAGCCAACGUUGGCCAUCCCUGGCCGCUGCUGGCGUUGCCGGCGCCUGCUCCUCACAGCUGAUGGCUGCGGCUUCAGCGACGGGCAGCGGCGCGGCGACGACGCAGCGCACUGUUGUCUGUGGCACGCCGCACAUGUAAAGACAAAGACUGCAAAGGGACAGAUGGGGAAAGAGAACCAGAGAGACAGAGAGAGAGAGAGAGAGACGCCAAAUGGGCCACACGUGGCUUUGUUGUUGAUUGAAGCAGUGCAGUCGUGAAAAUUGUAACAAGCUUAACUCUACACCCACACUCACACACAAUUGUAAAUUAUUUAAAUUUCGCAUGGACUGAUCAAACAUUCAUUCAUUCACAAUCGAUAACUUAUCGAUGAAUACGACUCACUUGACUUGGCGCUCGUCGGCGCGGCUUGUAAACUCUCCACGGCAUGUAGACAAAGCGCCAGCAGCCAACUAAACAAAAACUCUACACUGGACAACACACAAUACAAACAAACUCUACACUGACGUUUUGCAUGUUACUGAAAAAUCUGCUUCAAUUAUUAUUAUUAUUAUUUUGAAAUAGUUGCGAUAAAUUGUACAUAAUUAAUACUUUACGCAAAAAAUCGAAAACUCUACACUAGGCGUUAGAUUCUAAGCAUAGAAUUAUUACAAGAAUAAUGAAAGAAAUUCCUCAUUGACGCGCAAGCAUUUUGUACAUAGUAAUUAUAGGAAAAAACAAUCGGAUAUACGACAUACACAAAAAAAACAUAAAAAAAAUACUUAAAAAUUGACUAUCUCGCGCUCUAACUUUAAGUGUCUAAAGUAAAUAUAUUAAGCAUAUGCAUUAGGCAUAAUUAAAUUUAACUCUAGCUUAAUUUAGCCUAAACAAACAGACAAACAAGCGAAGACAAACAAAACAUUUAGUGAUUCUUGUUAUAAGUUCUUAAUUAUAAUUUAGUUUCUAUACCACAAACACACACACAAAAACACUCGAUUCUUAUUUCAUACGAUUUUUUGUUUUUUUUAAACAUUUCUUUUAUAUGAUUUUUUUUGGCAUUUUUUUUAAUUUGGAGCUAUUAUUUAAAGCAAAAGGAAGUCAACAAUAUUUAUACAAUUUACACAUAUAUGUAAACUGAAUUGAAUUUAUAAAUCUUAAGCGUAAAUUAUAUGGAAAAAUUGAAAACAAAUUCAAAAACACGAAACAAAAUUGAAUGAAAUAUACAAAAUACAACAAACAAAAACGCACGCAUAUUAUAAUUAUGUAGAUGUUGGUAAAGUCUUAAAACACACAGAAACACAGAACAGUAUAGUCUUAUUAUAAUUACUUUUGUUAUUCUCAACAAUGAUUUACAUUUAAUUUUGAUCUCAAGCCCAUUGAACGCAAGAAAACUGUUUGCGAAAUUCCAAAAUAUCAAAAUUAAAUCUUCAAACUUACAGUUAAAUUGCAAAUGGUUCCUCGUUAGUGUAAAAACUAGUUGUAAAAGUGCUAAAUACAAUACAUAUAUAUAUUUUUAUACAUUUGCUACUUAAAAGAAAAUGAAGAAAACGCUAAACUCUCCAUACACACAAAAGAUCAGCGCUCAUCAAUACUUAUCUCAAGUAAUUUUUGUAUAUACUUAAAAUCUCUCUUUAUACACAUUUUGUUAUCUACGCUCAUUCAUGAUAUAUGCUUAAUAUACAUUUAUAUAUACACACACCUAUAUAUAAAUAUAUAUUUUUUUAUAAAUAUUUAAUUUUUUAAAUAGUCGUUUUUAGUAAUUUAUAUUUUUAUUGCAAACACAAAAAUUCGAGAAACCCCUUACAAAAAAAAAAAAAGAAAUCCAACACACGCGUCAGAUUGUAAAAAAAGUUCAUAACACCUUAAAUACACACAACAUAUUUAUACAAAAUGAUAAAACACAUACACAAAAAUAGUAGUUACAUGCAUACAAUUGUAAUUUAGUGUUGUACUUACGAUUUAGUCUAAACAAUUUUAUGAAAUUUUAGAAAUUAAACAAAUGAAAUGAAAAACGCAAGAAAGAAAAACAAGCAACAAAAAAAAACAAAAAAAAAACGAACAAACAAAAUGCAAAAGAAAAAAAUAUGAAAAAAAACAA